GCGCACCCCAUAACCCUCAUCUGCUCUCGGAGGUGUACAUAAUCAUUUCCGACGACAUCAUGAGGUGUUCUGUGUCUCUACUGCUGCUGUCGCUGCUCUCGCUGUCGCACGGCUACCGGGUGCCAAGCGACUCCGAGGCUCUGCCGUGCGAUGACACGGUCUGCAAGCUGCCGGACUGUCGCUGCAGCGGCACCGUCAUCCCCGGCGCACUGCCCGUCCAGCAGAUCCCGCAGAUUGUGAUGCUUAGUCUGGAUGAUGGUGUACAGGACAGAUGGAAGGCGGACUUAGCAAGAGUGCUGGCUGACCAUGAGAAUCCUAACAAAUGUCCCGUAGGUACUACGUUCUUCGUUACCCACGAGUACACGAGUUAUCAGCUGGUAGAGGAGUACUAUAGCCAAGGAUACGAAAUAGCCACGCACUCCAUCUCGCACAAGAACGACCAGGACUACUGGAAGAGCAACAGUACGUCUCAAUGGCAGGACGAGAUUAUCGGUAUGAAGACGAUACUCAGCGAUACUCAGUAACUUUGCCAACAUGUCAACAGUGGGUCCAGAAUACUCGUCGACAAGAUCUGCUAAACCGACCCGUGGUGUACUUGUCAAACAACUGCCGUCUUUGUUCUGAACACUUUGAACUUGACCAAUU
Molecule: messenger RNA, 645 nt
Organism: Priapulus caudatus
Lineage: Eukaryota; Metazoa; Priapulida; Priapulimorpha; Priapulimorphida; Priapulidae
Exons: 4
Coding region: 60-524 (154 amino acids)
Biological process (GO): carbohydrate metabolic process
Molecular function (GO): hydrolase activity, acting on carbon-nitrogen (but not peptide) bonds
Source: RefSeq, a predicted model, not a curated record